Molecule: messenger RNA, 4984 nt
Organism: Rana temporaria (common frog)
Lineage: Eukaryota; Metazoa; Chordata; Amphibia; Anura; Ranidae
Gene: KCNH6
Product: potassium voltage-gated channel subfamily H member 6
Exons: 14
Coding region: 1365-4574 (1069 amino acids)
Biological process (GO): regulation of heart rate by cardiac conduction; regulation of ventricular cardiac muscle cell membrane repolarization; potassium ion transmembrane transport
Cellular component (GO): membrane
Molecular function (GO): inward rectifier potassium channel activity
Source: RefSeq, a predicted model, not a curated record
UGUGUAGAAAGCAGAGAGGAUCCACACCACCAUCAUCAUCAUCUCUUUGAAUUGAUUUCAGGGAAGGAGAGCAGCUCUGCCCAGCAACUGAAGAGUGAACAGAAGGGAUUUCCUUGCAAAGUGUCUUCUAAAAGGGAAAAUAAGACUUGUCUGUACAUGCAACGUGAGUCUGGAUUUAAUGGAGAGCAGCCCCACUCCACCCCCAGCCGCGGAUUACUAGCAGCACGUUCAGCACCACACAGGGAGGACAGCUCCCACUAUCUUGUCAUUGAUCUGCAUGCUGUGUCUAGUAGAGGAGCUGGGAGGGAGCAGCUUGCGGCUUUCACCAAUUGCACCUGUGAUCCCUGACCUCCUUGGGGACUUGGGGGUUGUGUUUUUUUUUUUUAGUUGGAGGUCAUACAGCUAGGGCUGGAUCGAAGUUAUCACUCCUAACAGUUGUGGCUGUUGACAACUCCUUUGGUGUGGGCACAUGUUUAGUUUAGAGGUGGGGGGAGCACAGUUGGCAGGCUCUCUGGUCUGCUUGUGCCAUCCCUGCAAAUCCUUAAUCCUUGCUUCAUCGUGUGCUGGAUACACUGGGCUAUCUGGGUCCUGGCUGCAGAAGGGGUUAAAGAAGAAGCAGAGGAUGUCACUGCCAUGAAGACAGAAGAUGGGACACGCUUUAUUUCCAUUUUCACUCCUCUGAGACCUGCUCUUAGUCAUAGCAAGGUGGUCUGGAGGAACUGGUAACUUUUCUAGGGUGCUGGAGGACAGGAGACUAGGGAGACCAUUGCUGGAGGACACGAGAAUAAGGAGACCACUGCUGGAAGACACUAGAAUAAGGAGAUCACUGCUGGAUGACAGGAGAAUAAGGAGACCACUGCUGGAGGACAGGAGAAUAAGGAGACCACUGCUGGAGGACAGGAGAAUAAGGAGACCACUGCUGGAGGACAGGAGAACAAGGAGACCACUGCUGGAAGACACUAGAAUAAGGAGACCACUGCUGGAGGACACUAGAAUAAGGAGACCACUUCUAAAAGAGAGUAGAAUAAGGAGACCACUGCUGGAGGACAGGAGGAUAAGGAGACCACUGCUGGAAGACACUAGAAUACGGAGACCACUGCUAAAAGACACUAGAAUAAGGAGACCACUGCUGGAAGACAGGAAAAUAGGGAGAUCACUGCUGGAGGACAGUAGAAUAAGGAGACCACUGCUGGAGGACAGGAGAAUAAGGAGACCACUGCUGGGGGACAGGAGAAUAAGGAGACCACUGCUGGAAGACACUAGAAUAAGGAGACCACUGCUGGAAGACACUAGAAUAAGGAGACCACUGCUGGAAGACACUAGAAUAAGGAGACCACUGCUGGAGGACAGGAAUCCAUUCAAAGAUGCCGGUGAGGAGGGGGCAUGUGGCCCCCCAGAACACUUAUCUGGACACAAUCAUCCGGAAGUUUGAAGGACAAAGUCGCAAGUUUCUGAUUGCCAAUGCUCAGAUGGACAACUGCGCUAUCAUCUACUGUAAUGAUGGGUUCUGUGAUAUGUUUGGCUUUUCCCGGGUGGAGGUCAUGCAGAGACCUUGUACCUGUGAUUUCCUAACGGGCCCUGAAACCACGCACAACAGCAUUAUGCAACUCACCCAAGCCCUACUGGGAUCUGAAGAACGCAAGCUAGAGAUUCUCUACUACAGAAAGGAGGGAACUUGUCUACGCUGCUUGGUUGAUGUUGUGCCAGUAAAGAACGAAGAGGGAGACGUCAUUAUGUUUAUACUAAACUUUGAAGAUCUGGCACUGCUUCUGGCAAGGAAGGCCAACAAAACACUGCAUCAGAGGUUGACACGAGCUGCCUUCAAUUCAGAGAGGUCGAAAAUGAAGCCAGGCUUCUUGAACUCCGCCAAUGAGUCCGACCUCAUGAGAUACAGAACCAUCAGCCAGAUACCCCAGUUUACCCUCAACUUCGUGGAAUUCAACUUAGAAAAGCAUCGAUCAGCUUCUACCACAGAGAUUGAGAUUGUGGCUCCUAGUAGCGCCUUUGAGAGAACGCAGAAUGUCACAGAGAAGGUGACCCAGGUACUUUCCCUGGGGGCAGACGUAUUGCCAGAAUACAAGCUGCAGGCACCGCGGAUUCACCGAUGGACCAUCCUCCAUUACAGCCCUUUCAAAGCCGUGUGGGACUGGUUAAUCCUGCUGCUGGUCAUCUACACCGCUAUAUUUACCCCAUAUUCAGCAGCAUUUUUGCUGAACAAUCAGGAGGAGGAGAAAAACUGGGAGUGUGGCUACUCCUGCAACCCUCUUAACAUUGUGGACCUAAUAGUGGACAUUAUGUUCAUUAUAGACAUUGUCAUUAACUUCCGCACAACUUAUGUCAACAUAAAUGAUGAGGUGGUUAGCCACCCGGCCAAGAUCGCCAUCCAUUACUUCAAAGGCUGGUUCCUUAUAGAUAUGGUGGCAGCUAUCCCCUUUGAUCUGCUUAUUUACAGGACAGGUUCAGAUGAGACAACCACUUUGAUUGGCCUAUUGAAGACAGCUCGGUUGCUGCGUUUGGUUCGAGUGGCCCGGAAACUGGAUCGAUAUUCUGAAUAUGGUGCAGCUGUAUUAUUCCUCCUAAUGUGCACCUUCGCCCUUAUAGCUCACUGGCUGGCCUGCAUCUGGUAUGCCAUUGGCAAUGUGGAGCGUCAGUACAUGGAACAUAAGAUUGGCUGGCUGGAUAACCUAGCCAUUCAGAUCGGAAAGAAUUACAAUGACACUAAUUCUAACUCGGGGCCCUGCAUCAAGGACAAGUACGUGACAGCACUGUACUUCACCUUUAGCAGCCUGACCAGUGUUGGAUUUGGUAAUGUCUCCCCAAACACCAACUCAGAGAAGAUCUUCUCCAUUUGUGUCAUGCUGAUUGGAUCUCUAAUGUAUGCCAGUAUCUUUGGCAAUGUGUCUGCCAUAAUCCAGCGCCUGUACUCUGGCACUGCACGUUACCACACUCAGAUGCUGCGUGUCAAGGAGUUCAUCCGCUUCCAUCAAAUCCCCAACCCGUUAAGGCAGCGCCUUGAAGAGUAUUUCCAGCAUGCCUGGUCCUACACCAACGGCAUUGACAUGAAUGCGGUGCUGAAAGGAUUCCCAGAGUGCCUCCAAGCAGAUAUAUGCCUGCACCUCAACCGCACCCUGCUUCAAAACUGCAAAGCCUUCCGCGGUGCCACCAAAGGAUGCUUGCGGGCCCUGGCCAUGAAGUUCAAGACUACCCAUGCCCCACCAGGGGACACACUGGUUCACUAUGGAGAUGUACUGACUACUCUCUAUUUCAUCUCUCGUGGGUCAAUUGAAAUUCUCAGGGAUGACAUUGUGGUGGCUAUUUUGGGAAAAAAUGAUAUAUUCGGAGAGCCAAUCAGCUUGUAUGCACGUCCUGGAAAGUCCAAUGCUGAUGUGAGGGCUCUGACUUAUUGUGACCUUCACAAGAUUCAAAGAGAAGAUCUGUUGGAGGUGCUAGACAUGUACCCAACCUUCUCAGACAGCUUCUGGAGCAACUUGGAGAUUACCUUCAACCUGAGAGAUGCAGACAGUAUUCCACGCUCCUCUAUAAGUGAGGAGUACAACUGCAGCUAUCGUAGGACACGUAGAUGCAAACAACCAGGAAGACGUAGAAAGAAAAAUGCUCUUCCAUGUCUCGCAGAUGGUCUUGAGGAUCUGAAUUCUGAUGCUGAACAGUAUCACACUUACUCUGAAAGGAGCAACAUCCAACGGCCGAUGAGCAGGGAACAGUGGGAUGAUUUGGCCAGCAGCACCACUCCUUGUUCCCAAACCAGUGAUGAUGAAACCAAACCACUAAACUCAGGUUGCAUGGAUAGGCUGGCUUCCACAGAAAAACAGGAGUUCAUCCCCGCAGUGGUCAAUUUGGUGACAGCCAACAUUAGCAACCGAGAGGGGGGCAGGAAGGUGCUGGAGACAGUGGAGACAUAUUCAGCAUCUCCUAUUGAAGUUCCCAACUUGUUUAAUUUCUGGAGUGACCACCGCUCAUCUGCGUGCCCAGAGACCCUUCAACAUAUUUCAAUGGUGCAUAAUUCUCUGGACCCCCCACUUAGCCCUGAAGACCGGCCCGGAGAGAUUGAAUCCAGAUUGGAGCUACUGCAGGCUCAACUAGAAAGGCUGGAGACCAGAAUGUCUUCAGACAUCAACAUUAUACUGCAGUUGUUGCAGAGACAGCUAUCCCAGAUCCCCCCUGCAUAUAGCCCCAUCUCUCCCAGCUCCCACACAUUAGGUCUUUAUCACUCAGCAACCAAGAGCCUGGAUCCUGUACACAGCAGCCCAUCUCUUCCAGCAGACUCCCCCAUCUCUCCUCUCCAGAGUCCUGGACUGACUGACUACAAUGACUUAGAACCUCUUAACCUUAAGCCGAAUGAUCUGCAUCUGAGCACUAGCCCCCAGGAACCUGUUGGCCCGAUUCCUGGACCUGGACUUUCUCGGGCUCACAUUGUCCCACCUCCAGAACCCCACACCCAGGCAGUUCUAGGAAGCUUCCGGUUCCCUUCUCUCCCUGAGCAUCUGGAGUGCCCUUCUCCUCCAGACUUGGAAUUUCAUAGACACCUUUCAGACCCAGUUCUUCCUGGAAGUUAGGGAUGUGGAGAAAGCUGCAGAGGGAGAUUGCCUGUUCUCAAAAGUGGAGAAGGGGAGAAAGAUAUCUUAGUCCGAGUUCCCUCUCCCAUUUAUGCAUAGGAUAGAUUUCAUGUGGGCAUUUUUACCAGAAGCGGAGAAACGACGAGAAUGCACUUCCAAAGAAGGCAGAUCAGACCUCAAGGUGAUGAGAACUUUUUUUUUCCUGCAGAAAGGGUCCCUGCCCCUUCAAGACUUUAUACCAACAGAUAAUAUUAUGCCCUAGUAAGAUUCUACUCUAUGGAAAAGACUUACAAAGUGGCAGUCAACUGGAAAGACUCAACUUCUUUGUCAAAAGCCCAAGAAAGAGGGCAGUGUCAAUGCAGUGUUGAAGACAAGACACAAUAAAGCAAAUUUCUAGUUCUUCCAUCCCA